This is a messenger RNA of Coccinella septempunctata (seven-spotted ladybird), 2598 nucleotides long. RefSeq names its product inner centromere protein-like. Bases 130 to 2232 code for a protein of 700 amino acids. The record is from RefSeq and is a predicted model, not a curated record. Lineage: Eukaryota; Metazoa; Arthropoda; Insecta; Coleoptera; Coccinellidae. The transcript has 6 exons.
CAAAAUUCAAGGUCUGUGGCUUCAACUGACAUCUCAACGGUCACCCAUUUUGUCAUUUGUAGUUUUAAAACUUUGAAAAGUUUCGUUUAUAAAAUACCGAUUACCGAUAUUUUUGGUAUUGGGGACAAUAUGGAAGAAUUAACAUGUGACGAAUUUCUGGAAUCACUAAUUGAAGAAAAGUUUGAGUAUUUGGAACAUAAUGUGUUCUCCUUUGAAAAGAAUUGCGAUGUCAUGCUUAAGGAAUAUGAGAAAUUUGUUAAAAUGUUGGUGCGGGCUCAGAAAACCAAUAAUUAUGGACCCAUUUCAAAAUAUGUUGAGACAUCAAGCUUCAAAGAAAUUUUAGAGUCAAAUCAACAAAACAGCGGCUCUAAUGUAGGAAAAGAACAUAAAUCAGUGAAUACAGUGAAAGUGAAAAAAGAAAAGAUAUCAAUUUCUAGUGAUGCUUCAGUUCAGUCUGUUAGAGAUGAUACUGAGAAUAUGCCAGCUCCUAAAAUGCCUGCCCCAAAAACCAAACGUGUCAAAAAAGAAAAAAUUUCUAAUGUAACAAAAAUAAAAGUUAAACAAGAGAUUGAUUCAGAAACUGAAAAUUCUGAGGAUACAAAAAGGGUAACACGUUCAACGACAGAUAGAACAUCGGAUGUCAUAAUAGAUAAUCCUGAAGUACCUGUGAUUGAUUUAAGCGAUUCUUUUGAGAAACUAGAGGUUGCUCCAGUUAGGAACACAAGAACCAAAACUAAAAAGAAGGAAGAAGAUAUGCCAAUUAGAAGCACAAGAACCAGAACAAAAAAAACUGUAGAUACCAAAGAUGAUACAGAGGAAGCUUCAACUUCUACAAGAACAACAAGAACAAAGACAAGAACUAAAAGGGAUAGAUCGGAAUCUGAGAAUGAAAAUGGUAUGAUGGAAACUAAAAGGUCAAAAGCAGAUUCGGCAGAAGAGGAAGAGCCAACAGCUAACACAUCUACACACACCGAAUAUGAAGAUGCAGUUUCCCAUUUGGAAAACAAACCUGAUGCAACAUUCGUUUUUCCAUCGGUUAAGACUCCUAAAGAACAGCAGAGUAUGAUCUCUAGAGUGAUGAAUGAAACUGUUGUCAUUGAAAAACCAAAAACCCAGCAGGUUGUAGAGAAUAACACCAAUGACUUGUUAACUGAUGAUGAAAGUAUAGAAGAACAAGAGGCGGCUUCUUCAAAGCCAAAAGUCAAACAGGUACCUAACCAAGUGUUCAGCCCAUACGAGAACAGCCCAGUGAAGAAGAAGGUUGAAGCUUUUGAGAAGUUCCAGAAAAAUGAAAAUACAGCAACGAGUUCGAAAAUGAACACCAGUAGAAUUUUGAAAGAAAUAGAGGAAAAUAAAGGAAACGUUAAAGAAAAAGCUAAAGGUUUUAUUGGCAAUAGUUCUACAAAUCCAUGCAAAAUCAACCCUUCAAGUGCUUCAAAAAUAGGGAAAUACAUUGGCCAGAAAAGUUCUAUGUUAAAUAAUAGUAUGUCCGUCAGUAAAUCAGCAACCCCUAAGUCUGGACAUGACUUCAAAGAAAGGGAACUUAGGCGGUUAGAGAAGGAGAAAGAACUCAAAAAGAAAGAAAUGUUGAAACAGGCCAUGACAGAUGAAAGGAAGAGGAAAUAUGAGGAGAAAGUUUUGCGGGUGCAGCAACAACAAAAAGAAGCUUUGGAAAGGGAGAAAGAAAAAGCUUUAGAACAACAGAGAAUUAAAGAAGAAAGAUAUAAAAUGGUUCUGCAACAAAAGGAAGAAAAACAGAGAUUACUAAAAGAAGAAAAUGAAAGGAAAAGGUUACUGGCAAAGCAGAGAGCAGAAGAAAAAAAGAAAGAGGAAGAAGCACUAAGAUUGGCUGCACAAGAGAAAAUAGAAUCAAAGAGGAAAAUCGAAAGUGAAAGUAACUCCAAGCCUGUAGAUCGAGCUCCAAUAUACAUGGUGCAGCCUACACCACCUUUACCAUGUUUAGAUUGUUACGAUUCAGAUGAUGAACGAUACACUGACAGGAAGCAGAUACCAUUAUGGGCUUCAAAAACUCAGGUUAGAAAACAGGAUUAUAUCCAAAAUGCUGUAGGGCACAAAAUAAAGAACACUUUGUUCUGUUGCCAAUCCCAGAAUAUAGAUUUGCGAGAUGUAUUCCAGAGGAUUGAUCCUAAAAAACUGAAGAGAACUUCUAGUGCCAACUGGGAGAGACCUCCUAGGUUCACACUUUUACCUUCUACAAUGGAAGAGAACUGAAUUGAAAAAAUAUUUCGUGGCCUGGCCAUGUGUAUAUAAUUUCUUAGCCCAGAAGACUAUUCAAUAAUGUUGAUGAUAAACCUUGAAAAAGAAUAUCUUCAAGUUAUAUACUAAGAAUAUGUGAGAGUCUUAGAUUUCACUAUGAAAUGGAAGUAGCGAAUGUAUCUUCAAUAUUUCUGCAGGUUGACCUUAGUUCAUUUUGAUUUUUCUGUUUAAUUUUUAAUAUAUAUAUAUUUUUCUAUUGUGUUUUGAAUUUCUUCAACACAUAAUAUUCUCAGUUAUGUAUUAAGAUUUCCACUUUUGAAAUUUAUGAAUAUCGUAAGUAUGUAAUCUAUUUCAAUGAAUAAAUUAUUAUUGUUCAAAGAA